Tinamus guttatus (white-throated tinamou) is the source of this 546-nucleotide messenger RNA. NCBI's taxonomy places the organism in Eukaryota, Metazoa, Chordata, Aves, Tinamiformes, Tinamidae. The record is from RefSeq and is a predicted model, not a curated record.
CACUACUCCGAGUACCUGGUGACGGCCAUCAACAACCCGCGCAGCCUCUCGCUCGACUCCUUCCUGCUCAACCACAGCUUCGAGUACAACCUGGCCGCGCUGUCCUCCUGGGUGGAGUUCGCCCUCGAGAAGUUCCUGUGUCCCGAAAUGAAGCAGGUCGCGUGGCUCAGCACGGCGGGGCUGCUCAUGGUGAUCUUCGGGGACUGCCUGCGCAAGGCCGCCAUGCUCACGGCCGGCUCCAACUUCAACCACAUCGUGCAGAACGAGAAGUCGGACACGCACACGCUGGUGACGAGCGGGGUGUACGCGUGGUUCCGGCACCCGUCCUACGUGGGAUGGUUCUACUGGAGCAUUGGAACGCAGGUCUUGCUGUGCAACCCCGUGUGCGCCGUGGGCUACACGCUGGUGUCCUGGCGCUUCUUCAGGGAGCACCUGGAGGAGGAGGAGAUCACGCUCAUCCACUUCUUCGGGGAAGAGUACCUCGAGUACAAGAAGAGGGUGCCCUCGGGCCUGCCCUUCAUCAGGGGAGUGAAGGUGGAGCCGUAG